This is a messenger RNA of Dreissena polymorpha, 2097 nucleotides long. RefSeq names its product polycystin-2-like. Gene Ontology annotation, molecular function: calcium ion binding; calcium channel activity. The record is from RefSeq and is a predicted model, not a curated record. The transcript is spliced from 7 exons. Lineage: Eukaryota; Metazoa; Mollusca; Bivalvia; Myida; Dreissenidae. Gene Ontology annotation, cellular component: membrane. Gene Ontology annotation, biological process: detection of mechanical stimulus. The coding region runs from base 1 to 2097 and encodes 698 amino acids.
AUGUAUUCAGAGAAUCACAUGUGGGUGUCAAUCGCAUACCGACCGCAGUCCAGCAACUACACGCGCUGUCAGCGGGUUUCCUGCGCCCUGACAUUAAACAUGCUCAGCCUGAUUGUCAACGCCAUGUUCCUCCGGGCAGGGGGCAAGGACGGAGACAUCGAGGACGACGCGGACAUCCAAGUGCACACCUCUUUCAUCUCGACGCUGAUCGUGACGCCGCCCACUAUCCUCCUCAUCUACCUCUUCAAACUCUCCAAACCCAAGCCCGUUGAUCCGAACACGACCUUGUUCAAGCCCAGUGGGAGGUCGACCAAGAUCCGGGUCCCGAUGGUCCACGACUGGCUCGAAAAACAGCACCAGUGCAGCGUUCAGCUGGAAAAGUGUCUUGUCCAGAAAGGAUACCCUUCAACGCAGGGCCUGAAGCUGCCGUACCAGUGCACGUACCUCGCCUGGUUCCUGGUUUUCCUCAUAUGGUUCCUAUGCGCGUUCUUCAUCAUGCUCUACAGCAUGGAAUGGGGCAAGAAGAAGUCAGAAGAGUGGCUCACCACCUUCUUCCUCUCCUGCUUCCAGUCCAUAUUCUGUCUUGACCCCCCUCAAGGCGGUAUGCGACUCGCAGCGCCCCCUCUGGACAUGGGGCAUCUGAAGAAAGCCAAGCGUCUGCGGCAGAAGGAGCUUCAAUUAAACAGGGCGAUCCGGGACACCAUACUGAACCUCCUCAUGUGCUGGAUAAUCUACAGUAUCGCCUGCAAUCGCUGUAGAAACGAGUACAUGGAUGAAACAAAAUGUUAUAAGAACUAUAACGAGCCGGACGAGGAAACAGGUGCCUUCUGCAUCGGUUGGAAGGCCGGGCCGUGCGACGACAAGAAGAGUAUCUACAAUUUCUCAUCCGCUGCCUGGAAUUUCACGUCGGCGUUCGAUAUCUGGGGAAUACCUAUCGCUGGGGGGUACAAUAUAUAUGGUGGAGGAGGAUACAUCGCAAAGUUGGACGUCAAUAUGCUAGUUAGUCAGACAAUUGUGAACGAGCUUUACCUGAAUUCCUGGAUUGACCGUCAUACAAGAGCAGUUGCACUAGAAUUUACCCUUAACUGCUUACAAGCCAACAUCUUUACGUACAACAUGUUCUUGGUAGAAUUCCCGGAGACAGGCGGCGCGUUCGUCCACUAUGGGAUACAUCCCAUGAAUGUGUACCAGCACGUCGGUCCCAUGGGCCUUUACACGCUGGCGUGCGAGCUGAUAUACAUCGUGUUCCUAGUGGGGUUCACGGUUAUGAACAUCGUCAUGAUUGUGCAACAAAAGAAAGCGUUUGUUAGCGACGCUUGGCAGGUGUAUGAUCUUGUUUUUGUCAUGCUAGGAUACGUGGCCAUUGAAAUGUAUUUUGUUCGACACGUGAUGACCAGUCAAACCAUGUCCGUAUUCAACGCGGACAAGAAGGCGUUUAUCAACUUCUAUCACAUCGCUAUAUGGAACGACAUGCUCGUGCUCCUGCAGGGAAUCCUCUGUUUUAUGGCAACUCUUCGACUACUCAACGUGCUAGGCUACCACAAGCGCAUCGGCACCGUUGUACGGGUCUUCAAGAAGAUCGCCUCGCAGCUGAUCUGGUUCAGUCUGUUCUUUACCGCCUGCUUCACCAUUUACUGCAUUUUCGGCUGGUUGCUGUUUGGCGCCCAUCUCGAGUACUACAAGGACAUCUACUCCUCCCUGCGAACCAUAUUUCUCAGCAUGAUCGGCAAGAACAGGUUCACGGAGAUGGAUAACACGAGCCCCUAUAUGGCUAAGAUCUACUUCCUGUUAUUCAUCGGCUUCGUAGACUACCUCGUCCUUACGACGUUCCUGGCGCUGCUCAGCAAGACAAUCGAUGAUGUACACGUUGAAGCCAAGAAGGACACGGGCGAUGAACUGGUUGACUUUGUAUUGAAAAAAAUGAAAAGACUCAUAUUGGUCGGCAAGUCCGUUAAACGAUUAGUAAAAGAUGAUGAGUCAAAGCAUCCGGCUCCGCGGAUUAACAACGCACGGAUCGAGAACCCUUACAUUGACGCCUUAGAGGAGAUCCGGAACGCGCUGCAGUGCUCCCUCAUAUCCGACCCGCGCGGCAAGUAG